Molecule: messenger RNA, 1221 nt
Organism: Metarhizium album ARSEF 1941
Lineage: Eukaryota; Fungi; Ascomycota; Sordariomycetes; Hypocreales; Clavicipitaceae
Exons: 1
Coding region: 1-1221 (406 amino acids)
Source: RefSeq, a predicted model, not a curated record
AUGGAAGAUCCGACACUGGCAUGGCCGGCCUGGAAGUUUGGCAUGAAGAGAGACGACCUCUUUACUACCCUCCACGACCGCUACAACACGUUCUCUAUUACACUCCAAGACCCUGAGGCUUUCCACCACGAUGUCUUCGAGAUUUCUCGAGACGCGGAGACUACCCACGAGUUUCACGACAUGAUGGCCGAACGGCGACAAAUGCGACUCCGUGAGCUCACCGAGUCUCUGGAGACGCUGGCCGUCGAAAUAAUCGCCAACCCGAAGCUCAUGGGUACCGACCAGUGGCACCAUGCCCUGCAACUGUUCCGAACCAAGUCAUACGACUCUAUUGUUCGCUACUUUGCCAGCUACCUUCCCGAAGAUUACCUCGAUCGUCACGACGCACACUCUACUUCGUCUGCCUCCUUUUCGGAAACCGAUUCUCUCAGUACCGCGCCUAGCAGCGUCGACGAUGCCCCCUUACCCUUCAUGGCUGGCGGCGUUUUCUUUCAAAAUGAUGCUGUAAUGAGCGCCGAGCCCGACUCGAUCCAAGGGAAACCUCACGACGACGCGCACUCUCAGGAACCUCUGUCGCCUCGACACUUCGAGGAUGCGCAAUCGGAGCCAUCUGUAUCAUCGCCAUCGGACACUGAUUCAAACGACUACUUGACGAAUCCGCCAUCGCGAUCCAUGUCGUUUUCUGGGUCCGAAUUCGGACACAUGGAACCCCACUGCAUGCGACGACGAUUUUACGAAAACGAAUCGAACGAGACGUCUCUGUCGGGUGACUGCGACCCCGCCGUCACAUUUGACGGUGGCUCUGUUGAGGGCACGGCUGCCACUGGUGUAAACCGAGGCCAGUCGCAUACUCCUGGUGAUGCCGUUGACUUUGCAGAGGAAGAAGAUAUCCCCACCGCGCAGUACCCCGACGACGAGUUCAACUAUAUUGACGUGUCCCCCUCUAUCCCUUACCCACUCUCCGCGUACGAUACCCUAGAUUCUAAUACCCCCACGCCUCGACCAGAAGCGGCUGCUGCAUCUGGGAAGGCGUUAAAGUCGUUCGUUUUACAAUCGAUGAAGGCGCCUUCGUACCAGCGUGCCACGUCACCCACUCACCUCGUUGCAAGUCGAGAGGCUCGUUCUCCGCCGUGCGAAGUGCAGAGGAGCCCAGGUAAAUGGUUGAGCAAGAUGCAAAGGCCUGUGCAGGACCUUUCGAGAAAGCGGCCAAGGGUGGACUAG